Messenger RNA from Plectropomus leopardus (leopard coralgrouper), 997 nucleotides. The record is from RefSeq and is a predicted model, not a curated record. NCBI's taxonomy places the organism in Eukaryota, Metazoa, Chordata, Actinopteri, Perciformes, Serranidae.
AUCAGCGGAGAGACACCAGAGUGAAGCGUCUGACGGGAGGACUCAGAAGAUGGCAGAGAUGCAGUGGAGUCUGUUUGUGCUCAUUCUGAUGAGUCAAGCUUCCUUCUUCACAUGUCGCCACUAUGAGUACCACUUUGUCAAACAGAAGAAGACCUGGACAGAAGCUCAGAAGUACUGCAGAGAUAAGUACACUGACCUGGCCAAAGUGUUGGACAUGACAGACAUGGAGAGACUCUGUGACUCGGCACAGAAUCAGGAUGAAGCCUGGAUCGGUCUUAACAGUCCUCGGAGCGAAUCAGGAGGACAUUUCAGGGUGUGGCAAUGGUCUCUGCCAGGGCUGGAGUACCAUGAAGAUAAGAAAAAUUGGCUUGAGAAUGAGCCAAAUGACAAAGAUAAACCUGAGAACUGUGUAACUUUACGUAAUAGUGAAUGGCUGGACUUCAAAUGUAAUCAUGAACAUUUCUUCAUCUGCUUCGAUGAAACAAAGAAAUCCAACAACAAAUUUCAUUUGAUGAAGAUCAAAAAGACCUGGCUACAGGCUCAGAAUUACUGCAGAAAGAAUCACACUGACCUGGUCAGUGGACACCAACAAUUAGAAGAGGUCAAAUCGGAACUGAAAGGUGAACUUGAGACUGAGACAGACUGGUGGAUCGGCCUGUUCAGAGACAGCUGGAGGUGGUCAGAUGGCAGCAAUGUCUCUUUCAGAUUCUGGGAUCCACAGAAUUACGGACCACUGCUCAGUGAUAAUUCAGACAACAGAUGUGCUAUGACCAUGUGGCAGAAAAGGGGCAAAUGGGGGACCGACAAAUGUGUGACAAAAAAACACUUCAUCUGCUAUGAGGGUGAAUAUUUUUGGGUGGAAUCCUUGUUUUAUUUUAUUUCAUCCUCUCUAUGUCAGAGACCCCAUGCUAAGUUACAGGGACAGAAUAGGAAUAAAAAUAGUCUUUAUAAUUUUUCAUGUAUUUCACCUGCCCAGAGACACGCUGGAUAAUGUUGC